CCAAUUUCAUUCUCUACCAUGCGAGGAGAAAUCCUCUGAUCUGCAAUAGAGAGAGAAAGAGGGUUUUCGCAGCGAUCUCUAAAUCUGAUUCGCGCCUUGAACACCCAGUAACUGAAAAAGACUGAGCGCUAUUGCACUAUUAUCAUUACCAUCGCUAUUCGAAGUUUAAUCAGCAAACAAUUCCUCUGAAACCCUAGAAGCAACAAAUUCCACAUUCCCCACCACCGCCAUGGAUAUUCGGUUCCCUUAUUCUCCGGCGGAGGUCGCCAAAGUCCGAAGGGUUCAGUUCGGAAUUAUCAGCCCCGACGAGAUUAGACAAAUGUCUGUGGUGCAAAUUGAGCACGGCGAGACUACGGAGAGGGGGAAACCCAAAGUUGGAGGGUUGAGCGACCCUCGCCUUGGAACCAUUGAUAAGAAGUUGAAGUGUGAGACUUGCACGGCUGGUAUGGCCGAGUGCCCGGGGCAUUUCGGUCACUUGGAGCUGGCUAAGCCAAUGUUUCACAUUGGAUUUAUGAAGACGGUUCUCUCCAUAAUGCGUUGUGUUUGCUUCAACUGCUCCAAGAUUUUAGCCGAUGAGAAUGACCAUAAGUUUAAACAGGCUACGAAGAUUAGGAAUCCGAAAAAUAAGCUGAAGAAGAUUUUGGAUGCUUGUAAGAACAAAAGCAAGUGUGAAGGUGGUGACGAGAUUGACCUUGCUGGUGGUCACGACACAGACGAGCCGGUUAAAAAGAGCCGUGGCGGCUGUGGUGCUCAGCAGCCUAAGAUCACCAUCGAUGGUAUGAAGAUGACUGCAGAGUACAAAUCUCAAAGGAAGAAGAGUGAUGAUCAGGAACAGCUUCCUGAACCUGGGGAAAGGAAGCAGCUUCUUACUGCAGAAAGGGUUCUUGGUGUUCUAAAAAGAAUAAGUGAUGAGGACUGCAAAUUAUUGGGCUUGGAUCCCAAGUAUGCCCGACCAGACUGGAUGAUUUUACAAGUUCUCCCAAUUCCACCUCCACCUGUGAGACCUUCUGUUAUGAUGGACACAUCCUCAAGGAGUGAGGAUGAUUUGACCCAUCAGUUGGCCAUGAUCAUCAGGCACAAUGAGAAUUUGAAGAGACAAGAGAGGAAUGGAUCACCUGCCCAUAUUAUACUUGAGUUUGCUCAGUUGUUGCAGUUCCACAUAGCCACAUAUUUUGACAAUGAGUUGCCUGGGUUGCCAAGAGCUACCCAGAGAUCCGGAAGGCCUAUCAAAUCAAUAUGUAGCAGGCUCAAGGCAAAGGAAGGUCGGAUUAGAGGAAACUUGAUGGGAAAAAGAGUUGAUUUUUCUGCCCGAACAGUGAUUACACCAGAUCCAACCAUUAACAUCGAUCAAUUGGGGGUACCAUGGAGUAUCGCUCUGAACCUUACUUAUCCUGAGACUGUGACUCCAUAUAACAUUGAAAGGUUGAAGGAACUUGUUGAGUAUGGACCCCAUCCUCCACCUGGAAAAACUGGUGCUAAGUACAUCAUUCGUGAUGAUGGGCAAAGACUUGAUCUCAGAUAUUUGAAGAAAAGUAGUGAUCAUCAUUUAGAGCUUGGGUACAAGGUCGAGCGUCAUUUGAAUGACGGAGACUUUGUUCUCUUCAAUCGUCAGCCUAGUCUUCAUAAAAUGUCUAUCAUGGGGCAUAGAAUCAAAAUCAUGCCUUAUUCUACGUUCCGGCUUAAUCUGUCUGUAACUUCCCCUUAUAAUGCUGAUUUUGAUGGGGAUGAAAUGAAUAUGCAUGUUCCUCAGUCAUUUGAAACAAGAGCAGAGGUGUUGGAGCUUAUGAUGGUGCCUAAAUGCAUUGUGUCACCUCAAUCAAACAGGCCUGUAAUGGGAAUUGUGCAAGAUACACUCUUAGGAUGCAGAAAAAUCACAAAGAGAGAUACCUUCAUCACAAAGGAUGUUUUUAUGAACAUUUUGAUGUGGUGGGAAGAUUUUGAUGGGAAAGUUCCGACUCCUACAAUAUUGAAGCCAGAGCCAUUGUGGACUGGGAAACAAGUUUUCAAUCUCAUCAUUCCUAAACAAAUAAAUUUAACAAGAGUUUCAAGCUGGCACAAUGAUAGUGAACGGGGAUCCAUAACCCCUGGGGAUACCUUGGUCAGAAUUGAGAAGGGAGAAUUACUUACUGGAACUCUUUGCAAAAAGACACUUGGUACAUCUACUGGAAGUCUAAUUCACGUCAUCUGGGAAGAGGUUGGCCCUGAUGCAGCUCGUAAAUUUCUUGGCCAUACUCAGUGGCUUGUAAACUACUGGCUUUUGCAGAAUGCGUUUAGCAUGGGAAUUGGUGAUACAAUUGCUGAUGCUUCGACUAUGGAGGUUAUUAACCAGACUAUAUCAAAGGCUAAGGAGGAAGUGAAGCAACUCAUUAGGAAGGCUCAAGAAAAAAAUCUGGACCCUGAACCUGGUCGGACAAUGAUGGAUACCUUUGAAAAUAGAGUGAAUCAGGCACUGAAUAAAGCUCGAGAUGAUGCUGGAAACAGUGCACAAAGAAGUUUAUCCGAGAGCAAUAAUCUAAAAGCAAUGGUCACAGCAGGCUCCAAAGGAAGUUUUAUCAAUAUAUCUCAGAUGACUGCUUGUGUGGGACAGCAGAAUGUUGAGGGGAAGAGAAUUCCAUAUGGGUUUAUAGAUCGGACACUGCCCCACUUUACAAAAGAUGAUUAUGGGCCUGAAAGUCGUGGCUUUGUGGAGAACUCAUAUCUCCGUGGACUUACCCCUCAGGAGUUCUUUUUCCAUGCCAUGGGAGGUCGAGAAGGUCUUAUUGAUACUGCAGUGAAGACUUCUGAAACUGGGUACAUCCAGAGACGGCUUGUGAAGGCUAUGGAAGACAUCAUGGUUAAGUAUGAUGGGACAGUUAGGAACUCUUUGGGAGAUGUUAUACAAUUUCUUUAUGGAGAAGAUGGUAUGGAUGCAGUUUGGAUAGAAACACAGAAGUUGGAUUCACUGAAAAUGAAGAAGUCAGAAUUUGAGAGGGCCUUUAAGUAUGAGUUUGAUGAUGAAAACUGGAGGCCCACUUACAUGCUAGAAGAGCCUAUAGAAGACUUGAAAACCAUCAGAGAGUUUCGCAAUGUGUUUGAGGCUGAAGUUCAAAAGCUUGAAAAUGAUAGACUUCAACUUGCAACUGAGAUAGCCACUACUGGUGACAGUUCUCUGCCACUACCUGUUAAUCUAAGGAGGCUUAUCUGGAAUGCUCAGAAGAUGUUCAAGGUUGACUUCCGAAGGCCUUCUGAUAUGCAUCCAAUGGAAGUCGUGGAAGCUAUUGAUAAGCUACAAGAGAGACUUAAGGUUGUUCCAGGUGAAGAUCCCUUGAGUCAAGAAGCUCAGAAGAAUGCUACCCUCUUGUUCAAUAUUUUGCUCCGCAGCACUUUUGCUAGUAAACGUGUUUUGGAAGAACAUAGGCUCUCUCGUGAGGCAUUUGAGUGGCUAGUGGGAGAAAUAGAAUCAAGGUUCCUGCAGUCACUUGUAGCCUCUGGGGAAAUGAUUGGUUGUGUAGCAGCGCAAUCAAUUGGUGAGCCUGCUACUCAGAUGACUCUCAACACCUUCCACUAUGCUGGUGUUAGUGCUAAGAACGUUACACUUGGUGUUCCGAGGUUAAGGGAAAUCAUUAAUGUUGCAAAGAGGAUCAAAACACCUUCUUUGUCGGUAUUUUUGAAUCCCGAGACUGGCAAGACUAAAGAAAGGGCCAAGGGUGUGCAGUGUGCUUUAGAAUAUACUACUCUUAGGAGUGUGACUCAGGCUACAGAGGUUUGGUAUGAUCCAGACCCCCAGAGUACAAUAAUUGAAGAAGAUGUUGAUUUUGUGAAGUCUUACUUUGAAAUGCCCGAUGAAGAAGUUCCUCUUGAUAAAAUGUCACCUUGGUUGCUUCGCAUAGAACUGAAUCGUGAAAUGAUGGUGGAUAAGAAGUUGAGUAUGGCUGACAUUGCUGAGAAGAUUAACCUUGAAUUUGAUUCUGAUCUGCAAUGUAUUUUUAAUGAUGACAAUGCUGAAAAGCUUAUACUUCGUAUCCGUAUUAUGAAUGAUGAAGCUCCCAAGGGAGAGAUUCAGGAUGAGUCGGCUGAAGAUGAUGUUUUCUUAAAGAAAAUAGAAAGCAACAUGCUGACUGAAAUGACCUUACGUGGCAUUCCAGACAUCAACAAAGUUUUUAUAAAACCCACCAAAGUUCAGAAAUUUGACGAGAUUGAAGGUUUUAAAACUCAUGAGGAAUGGGCACUUGAUACAGAAGGUGUCAAUCUUUUAGCUGUGAUGUGCCAUGAGCAUGUUGAUGCCAAGAGGACCACAAGCAACCAUUUGAUUGAAGUUAUCGAAGUUCUUGGAAUUGAGGCAGUCCGAAAAGCUCUGCUUGAUGAACUGCGUGUUGUCAUUUCUUUUGAUGGUUCUUAUGUGAACUACAGGCAUCUGGCUAUUCUUUGUGAUACCAUGACUUAUCGGGGGCAUUUGAUGGCUAUUACACGUCAUGGUAUCAACAGGAAUGAUACCGGGCCAAUGAUGAGAUGCUCAUUUGAAGAGACAGUUGACAUUCUCCUUGAUGCUGCAGUAUAUGCCGAGACUGAUUACUUGAGGGGAGUCACUGAAAAUAUUAUGUUAGGUCAGCUUGCCCCUAUUGGAACUGGAGAAUGUGCUCUGUAUCUAAAUGAUGAAAUGCUUAAGAAUGCUAUUGAGCUCCAGCUACCUAGCUAUAUGGAUGGUCUUGAUUUUGGCAUGACGCCUGCUCGUUCCCCAAUUUCUGGAACUCCCUAUCAUGAAGGCUUGAUGUCUCCAAGUUAUUUGUUGAGCCCAAAUCUGCGCCUGUCACCAACUAGUGAUGCACAGUUUUCACCUUAUGUUGGUGGAAUGGCUUUCUCUCCUACUUCAUCCCCGGGGUACAGUCCAUCAUCACCGGGAUAUAGUCCAUCAUCACCUGGAUAUAGCCCUACCUCUCCUGGCUACAGCCCGACCUCGCCUGGCUACAGCCCCACCUCUCCAGGCUACAGCCCUACCUCUCCCACGUAUAGUCCUAGUUCUCCAGGAUAUAGUCCUACAAGUCCAGCUUAUUCUCCUACUAGUCCAUCAUACUCUCCCACCUCACCAAGCUACAGCCCAACUUCUCCAAGCUACAGCCCCACCUCCCCAAGCUAUAGCCCCACCUCACCAAGCUACAGCCCCACCUCACCUGCCUACAGCCCAACUUCACCUGCCUACAGCCCAACAUCCCCUGCAUACAGUCCUACUUCUCCUUCAUAUAGCCCAACAUCACCUUCAUAUAGUCCUACUUCUCCUUCAUAUAGCCCAACAUCACCUUCAUACAGUCCUACAUCACCUUCAUACAGUCCCACAUCACCUGCGUACAGCCCCACCUCUCCUGGUUAUAGCCCCACAUCACCUAGUUAUAGCCCCACUUCUCCCAGUUAUAGUCCUACUUCUCCCAGUUACAAUCCACAGUCUGCAAAGUAUAGUCCUUCCUUGGCAUAUUCUCCAAGUAGCCCUAGAUUGUCUCCGUCAAGCCCGUAUAGUCCAACAUCUCCAAACUACAGCCCAACAUCUCCAUCAUAUUCUCCAACAUCUCCAUCUUAUUCUCCAUCAAGCCCAACAUACAGCCCCAGCAGCCCAUAUAAUAAUUCUGGUGCAAGCCCGGACUAUAGCCCAAGCUCUCCACAAUACAGCCCCAGUACGGGAUACUCACCAAGUCAACCUGGUUAUUCACCAUCAUCAACCAGCCAAUACACCCCACAAACAAGUGACAAGGAUGAUAGGAGCACUCGCUGAGUGAUAUGAACGUGACUGCUGCAAAUUCAAGCAUCACUGGAAAAAUAUCCAAGGAUGAGGAGGUCGGGGAAACACGAGGCAACAAGGAAAUGACUAUGAUCAAGUCUAUUUGGUUUUCAUAGUAUUUAUUUGCCUAAAGUAUUAGAUUUCCUGUUGAGAAUUAGCAGCAGUUUGUGGAACUCUGAUUUCAAAUUCUGCUUUUAUAAUUGAACAUUUUGAGCCUGGCUUUAUUUUCUGUUGGUGUCUUUGCACCACUUCUAGUUCAUGUUCAAUGUUAAGCCUUUAAUGGUGGAUCAUUGUAAAAUAUAUCUGUUUGUAACAAAUGUAAGAUACGGACUUUAAGCAAAGUGAU
Molecule: messenger RNA, 6092 nt
Organism: Arachis ipaensis
Lineage: Eukaryota; Viridiplantae; Streptophyta; Magnoliopsida; Fabales; Fabaceae
Product: DNA-directed RNA polymerase II subunit RPB1
Biological process (GO): transcription by RNA polymerase II
Cellular component (GO): RNA polymerase II, core complex
Molecular function (GO): DNA binding
Source: RefSeq, a predicted model, not a curated record